AGAACAUUUAUAUACUGCACUAAGUUACGCAAUUAUCACUACUCCCUCAGAUACUCUAGUCUGCAAGUGUAACCAUCACAAUCGUCACUUCAGUAAUAUCAUGUCUGACUUUCACCACUGGUCGAAUAACGGAGUACCUAACUCCUCUGCGUCAGGACCUGGCCAACAUUCUCUUGAUGAGAUGUUUCAGUGUAUGUGGGAUUGUCCAUAUCCAUUGCAUUGCAAUGCCCUGAUUCGCGGCUACAAUCUCUCCGCUCACCUGCGCGAGGCUCAUGGGAUUCACGGGUCAGACAAAACUCGUCUUUUGUGCCAAUGGAAAACUUGUAACAGGGAGUUCAACAAGGAGAGUCUUUCGAGGCACGUUGAGGAAGUCCAUAUGGGGAUUGUAUACAGAUGCGAGUGGUGUGGAACUCCAUUCUCGCGCAAAGAUACUCUCAAUAAGCACAAGAAAACUCCGCAUUAAAUAGGGAGUCGGGAUCCCGUGUUAUCUAUCUUCUAUGUCAUGACUUCAGCUAGAGCUGUUGCCUGUGUUGCACAUGAUCCGAUACACUUACUAGUUUCCUCUAUGUUAUGUUAUUUACCCUGGUGGUAAUAUAUUUAUGUAGUUCAAGUACGUACGAAACCGUAUUUCGAAUAUCAAAUUAGUAGCAAUUUGUCAAUUUUGCAAGUUACAGAUCAUCGGGCUACUCUCAGG
This is a messenger RNA of Suillus subalutaceus, 694 nucleotides long. RefSeq lists its product as uncharacterized. NCBI's taxonomy places the organism in Eukaryota, Fungi, Basidiomycota, Agaricomycetes, Boletales, Suillaceae. The record is from RefSeq and is a predicted model, not a curated record. Bases 101 to 463 code for a protein of 120 amino acids. The transcript has 2 exons.